AAUCAGAUCUUUUUACCUAAAUCCGUUUAGUCCGAAAACACAGACUUAGACCGGGCUGGCCGGUCUGCCCAAAUUUUCAGUACUAGGUGGGGGUGGGGGAGGAGUACACAAGGAACCGAGGUCCAAGUAGGCUGCUGCUUCUUCCGGUUGGUCCUGCCCUCCUUGCUGACCUCGGAGCGGAGCGGAGCAGAGCAAGGAACCGGCAGGAGGGAAGGAAAGGUCCAUGGCGGGGAGAUCGACGUACGACAACCCCUUCGAGGAGGGCGCAGCCGCGGCCGAGGUCAACCCUUUCGCGGACCAAGCUAAACGAGGAGGACCGACGGCUCAGUCCAGCUAUUCUGGCGGCGCUUUCUACACGACGUCGCAACGCCCGGCUCCUCCUAGCACACGCCUUUCGCCGCUUGCUCCUGAACCUGCUGGCUUCUACAAUGACUUCGCUACUCCAGUGGAUAUCCCCAUGGACGACACAAACAACAAGGACAGGAAGACAAGGGAGAAGGAGCUUCUGGCCAAGGAGGCCGAGUUGAACAGGCGUGAGAAGGAAAUAAAAAGGCGAGAAGACGCCGCAGCACGAGCUGGCGUUGUGUUGGAAGAGAAAAACUGGCCACCGUUUUUCCCCAUCAUCCAUAACGAUAUUGGCAACGAGAUACCUGUCCAUCUGCAAAGUACACUGUAUGUCGCAUUCGCGUCACUCUUAGGGUUGGUCGUGUGCCUGUUUUGGAACAUAAUCUGCGUUACGGCUGCCUGGGCAAAAGGGUCAGGUCCUAAAAUAUGGUUUCUCGCAAUCAUAUACUUCAUUCUUGGAUGCCCCGGCGCCUACUACCUUUGGUACCGGCCACUAUACCGUGCCAUGAGGAACGAGAGCGCUCUUAAAUUUGGAUGGUUUUUCCUAUUCUACUUGGUUCACAUCGCCUUCUGCGUGUACGCAGCUGUUUCUCCUUCGAUUCUCUUCGUGGGGAAAUCGUUGACCGGGAUUUUCCCAGCAAUCAGUUUGAUAGGCGACAGCGUGAUUGUCGGGAUCUUCUACUUCAUUGGCUUUGCACUGUUCUGCCUAGAGUCUUUGCUAAGCAUGUGUGUCAUUCAGCGUGUUUACCUCUACUUCCGAGGAAGUGGGAAGGAAGCGGAGAUGAGGCGGGAAGCAGCACGCAGUGCUGCGAGGGCAGCAUUUUGACGAACCGUGUGUGUAUAUAUAGCACGGCGUGUGUUUUGUUCAUAGUUUGAAGUGUCUGUAGAUCAACAUACAUAUGUAGAGUAGCGUUGGUGUACUGUAAAUCUUCAGAAUUUUUCUUACCAGUAUUUGAGCCCUAAUACAAAUAAUAAAAUUGUAAUGAUGAUCUCACUCAACCUUUUAGGAAAAAAAUAUAUACUUACAUUGUCAAGGGUUGUACUCA
Zea mays is the source of this 1391-nucleotide messenger RNA. The record is from RefSeq and is a predicted model, not a curated record. NCBI's taxonomy places the organism in Eukaryota, Viridiplantae, Streptophyta, Magnoliopsida, Poales, Poaceae.